AUGAGGAUUUUCAAUUUACUAUUCACUGUAUUCAUUCUGCAGUUUUCAGAAUGCGGAAAUGAAUACAGUAAUACCAACAUCCCAGAAAACCACCUCAGCGGCAGUUUACAGAGUACCUCAGAGAUAUUUGAAAGCAACCAAGGCUCACCCGGAGAAAAUGAAGAUACGGGUGGUGCUCAACAACCCCUGUUUCAUGAGGUCACAAUGGACCUUUCAAGGUUGGAUGAGGAGGUAUUCGAGAUUGAAGAAGAUGAGGAAACAGGUGGUGUAUCCUCCGGACUCAUCAUUCCAGGAGAAGAAUACUAUGUCAACAAGGUGGUUUAUGGCACCAACGUACUUUGGGAAUCAGAUGGCGAAUGGAAAUGCACGCACGUAGAAGUCCACAUAAACACAAGCAAAAUACUCGUAAUCAUAGGAUAUGAAAAUGAGAGAAAUUUAGAAUACAAGGGAAUGCAAAAACAUAUGGGCGGAUUGUGGUAUGAAACCGAUGACUUUGAUGAUAUCCUAGUGGAUAUGAUGGAAGAACCUGACAACUUGGUUAGCAAAAGUAUGCGAUUAAGGCGUUGCGGAUGA
Molecule: messenger RNA, 573 nt
Organism: Theileria equi strain WA
Lineage: Eukaryota; Apicomplexa; Aconoidasida; Piroplasmida; Theileriidae
Exons: 1
Coding region: 1-573 (190 amino acids)
Source: RefSeq, a predicted model, not a curated record